Molecule: messenger RNA, 1001 nt
Organism: Eruca vesicaria subsp. sativa (arugula)
Lineage: Eukaryota; Viridiplantae; Streptophyta; Magnoliopsida; Brassicales; Brassicaceae
Source: the annotation of a GenBank genome assembly
CUUCCUUCUGUGUCUGUUCUGUCAAAGUCGACUCCUUUUUUCGUUUGCUCAUUUUGAGAUAAGAGAGAGAAAAUGCAGAGAUUGAGAUCUCAGUCACUAAUUAAGCCUCUCUUAGAGAGCAGGCUACGAGGGUAUUGCACGAGCUCCUCCGAAAAGAUCGUAGCUUCGGUGCUUUUCGAGAGAUUACGCGUUGUCAUACCAAAACCAGAUCCUGCUGUCUACGCUUUUCAGGAGUUCAAAUUCAAUUGGGAACAGCAGUUUCGUCGUAGAUACCCAGAUGAGUUCUUGGACAUUGCUAAGAACAGAGCCAAGGGUGAAUAUCAAAUGGAUUAUGUGCCUGCUCCUAGAAUCACAGAGGCUGACAAGAAUAACGAUAGGAAGUCAUUAUAUAGAGCUCUUGACAAAAAGUUGUAUCUUCUCAUCUUCGGCAAGCCAUUUGGAGCUACAAGUGACAAACCUGUCUGGCAUUUCCCUGAAAAAGUGUAUGAUUCUGAGCCAACACUUCGCAAGUGUGCUGAAUCUGCUUUGAAGUCAGUCUUAGGAGACCUGACUCACACAUACUUUGUUGGAAAUGCUCCCAUGGCUCACAUGGCUAUACAACCUACGGAAGAAACACCUGAUUUGCCAUCUUACAAGAGGUUCUUCUUCAAAUGCAGUGUAGUAGCAGCAUCGAAGUACAACAUAAGUAACUGCGAGGACUUUGUGUGGGUAACCAAAGAUGAGCUUUUGGAAUUCUUCCCUGAGCAAGCUGAGUUCUUCAACAAGAUGAUCAUUAGCUGAGACUGAGAGUCGCUCACACCACCAAAUAAAAACUCCUUUUUUUCUUUCCUUCUGGUUGUCCUGAGGAAGAUAGAAAGACUUUUUAAGACAUUACAUAUGGUGUAUGAAAGUCUUUGUAAUAACUAGACCCAAAUCAUGUCUUUGUUUUUUAGUCACACACAUGUGGUGUGAGGUUAGACGAAUAAUUUCUUUUCGUUGACGGCAAAUGGUAGUUGAUUGGC